This is a messenger RNA of Rotaria sp. Silwood2, 657 nucleotides long. The record is from the annotation of a GenBank genome assembly. Lineage: Eukaryota; Metazoa; Rotifera; Eurotatoria; Philodinida; Philodinidae.
AUGGCAGUAGGUGCUGUUCUUAUUUGUACGGGAUUCGGAGCUACUGUAGGCAUGGGUCUAGUUACUGAAGGAGCUGCAGAUUUGUUUACUGCUUAUCGAGCUUACAGUACGAGACAAUUUAGUUGGUCUGAUUAUGGUAAACAAAAAGCACAUUUGACAAGUGCUCAAGCACAAGGACUAAUAGAAAUAGCUCCCAUCGAUCAAGAAGAUAUAGAAAUUAAUAAAGUGAAACCUUUAACUGAAUUAUUCAUGAACGAUUCAAAGCCAGAUUUAGAAUUGUCAGAAUUUUCAGGUAGAGGAAUCGAAUAUCUUCUUGAAAUCAGCGAGAAGAGAUUUAUACCGUGGCUAAGCAUUGCAAGUGUUGCUAUCCUAGGCGUUGUUCAAAUGGCAGUAGGUGCUGUUCUUAUUUGUACGGGAUUCGGAGCUACUGUAGGCAUGAGUCUAGUUACUGAAGGAGCUGCAGAUUUGUUUACUGCUUAUCGAGCUUACAGUACGAGACAAUUUAGUUGGUCUGAUUAUGGUAAACAAAAAGCAGUUAGUCUAGUUAUUUCGGCUGCUUCGAUGGGAUUCUCAUCGAUCAAAGAUGCAGGGAAAGGAGUUCAGACUAUUGUGUCAGGAGCAAGACAAGAAAUACUUGAGCAAGCUGGUACGAAAUGA